Messenger RNA from Amaranthus tricolor (Joseph's coat), 2794 nucleotides. Its product is annotated as G2/mitotic-specific cyclin-2-like. Gene Ontology annotation, cellular component: centrosome; cyclin-dependent protein kinase holoenzyme complex; cytoplasm. Lineage: Eukaryota; Viridiplantae; Streptophyta; Magnoliopsida; Caryophyllales; Amaranthaceae. The record is from RefSeq and is a predicted model, not a curated record. The transcript has 12 exons. Gene Ontology annotation, molecular function: cyclin-dependent protein serine/threonine kinase regulator activity. Gene Ontology annotation, biological process: regulation of cyclin-dependent protein serine/threonine kinase activity; mitotic cell cycle phase transition. The coding region runs from base 335 to 1765 and encodes 476 amino acids.
AUUUGAACAAGAUAACCGUUGUAGAAAAGGGCACAACCUACAUAUCAGACGGCUGUGAUUUACUAGCCGUUAGUUUCAAAAGAAAUUAUUCGCCGACAAUCGACAUAAUUAAAUCCUCUUCCUCUAUAUUUUCGUAUGGAUCUCAAUCUUCGUUAACGUUUGUAGAGAAAAAAGAGUGAAGUAGAAAGAGAAAGAAGUAAACCCAAUUUCUCAUUGAUUUCUUCUCUUUUUUCUUUAAAGUCUGAAUUAAAGAAUCAUAAUCCAAGUGAUUUUAUAACGGAAAUUGACAUUUAAUUCUUGAACAUCAUUUGAUUGCUGUUUUUUUAAGAACAAAAUGAAGACGAAGAUAAAGAAAAUGGGUGGAUUUGACGAGAACAAUCUAACUAUAAGCAAUCAGUCAAAUUUUCAAGGAGUUUUACAAGGAAGAGGUGGGAAUGCGAUUCCACCAAUUGAUCAUUGUCGGAGGAUACUGAAGGAAAUUAAUUGCAACAUUUUUGAAUCUCUACCACCUUAUGCUGCCAACAAACGAACUACUUCUGAGAAAGAUGAUGAAUUUGGAAUGAUUCCCCAAAUUCAGAUUCAUCGUCCGGUUACUAGGAAGUAUGCUGCUGAGAUGGCUCAUAUGCAGCACUAUGUAAUAGAGGAGAUUAAGAAACCAAAUUGUAUUGAGGUAGAUGCAAGGGAGGAGGUAGAUGAUGAUUGUGUCAUUGUAGAUGUUGAUGAUCAUAACAAGAUCACCAAUGAAACACCUGUACCAAUGUUUGUGCAACAUACUGAAGCAAUUCUUGACACAAUUGAUCAUAACAAAAUCACCAAUGGAACACCUGUACCUAUGUUUGUGCAUCACACUGAAGCGAUUCUUGACACAAUUGAUCAUAUGGAUGAGGAAGCUGAAAUGGAGGAUAUUGACAGCCUAAUAAUGGAUAUUGAUAGUGGUGACAAGAAGAAUCCACUUGCAGUAACGGAGUACGUUGAUGACAUAUAUACAUAUUACAAGAAAGCAGAGAGUGCUAGUUGUGUUCCCCCAAACUACAUGGACAAGCAACCUGACAUUAAUGAGAAGAUGAGAGCCAUUCUCAUCGACUGGCUUAUCGAGGUUCAUUACAAGUUUGACCUCAUGGAUGAGACCUUGUAUCUUACCGUCAAUUUGAUUGAUCAGUUUUUAGCUCUUAAGCCGGUGGUGAGAAAGAAGCUCCAACUAGUAGGCGUUACAGCUUUGCUUCUAGCAAGUAAAUAUGAAGAGGUAUCGGUUCCGGUCGUUCAAGAUCUGGUUCUCAUAUCCGACAAGGCUUACAGUCGGAAAGAAGUUCUUGAAAUGGAGAAAUGGAUGAUCAACUCGUUGCAAUUCAAUUUGUCAAAUCCCACCCCGUACGUUUUCAUGAAGCGGUUUCUUAAAGCAGCCGAGGCAGACAAAAAGCUUGAACUCAUGUCGUUCUUCUUGAUCGAGCUUUGCCUGAUUGAGUAUGAAAUGCUGAGGUUCUCUCCGUCUCAUUUAGCAGCAGCUGCAGUAUUUAGUGCUAUGUGUACGCUUGGUGGGUCCAAGCAAUGGAAUAAGACCUGCGAAUGGCACACUGGUUAUUCUCAAGAACAGUUAAUGGAAUGUUCACGACUGAUGGUCACUUUUCAUCAGAAAUCCGCGACAGGAAACCACACGGGUGUUCAUCGAAAGUACAGCACAUCGAAAUAUGGAUGCACAGCAAAACGCGAACCUGCACUUUUUCUAUUAGAGACCGUUGGAUCUGGUGGUUGGACGUGCAUCAGCUAAGAAACAUGUCGUUUACUAACUUGAUUAAUAUCGCUCACUGAGGUUGUUUCGCUUCUUGACCAUGGUUUUUUAAUCAUUCUGGAUCAUUGCUCGAUGCUUCAAAUUUUUUGCACGAUGUUCACUAAGGGUCAAUCGGAAACAACCUCUUUGUUAUAUCAGCCAACUUAUGUAUCGUAUAUUAUGGUUUGAUAUAAUAAACAAGGGUGUAAGAUUGCGCACAUACGAUAUCCCAAACCUGACUUAGGAGGAAGCCACUUAAUGGCAUUGUUAAUAACAAUAAGAAAAACUCUUUCUAAAAGUAUCUCUACGAAUUAAGACGCGCAUAUGCGCAUGACAAGCUUGUAAGUUGUCUCAGCUUAUGUACGUAUAUUAUGGUUUGAUAUUAUAAAUCUUGUGCUUUAAGUUGUUGAUGGUAUAAGUUCUGCCUGCUAGAAGCAUUUCUUCUAUCCUUUAUAGCAUGGCCAGUUUUCCUGAUGAGCCUGCCUUUUUAUCCACAAUGAAAUAGAAGUAUGAUCUUAGAUAAGAUGGUUUCAUUGUUGAUGGUUGAGUUUGGCGUAAUUGAAGUUUGGACUGUGCUCUAAUAUUACUCCUUUUGUUCCUUUCAAUUUGUACCAUGUAUUUUUUUAUUAAAAUUAGUAUAAAAGGAAAUUAGAUUGAAUAGUUAGACAGGAAACAAGUAGAUAAUAAACCUACACUAAUAUUAAAACGGAUCCACAUCAUCUUGUACCCAUAGCCAUCAUUCAAUUACUAGAAUAGUUUGUGCUCUCAAAAACUGUAAUUCUUAAACCACCAUUAUUAUUAUUAUUAUUAUUAUUAUUAUUAUUAUUAUUAAUUAAGUAAUAAUAAGACUUAUACCUCAUUAUGUAUUUUUGUUCCGCUCCUAUUGAACAAAAUGGAUGGCGGAUAGAAAAGCACAAAAUAUAUAAACUUUUAAUACUUUCUCCAAUUUAGAGCAAAUAUCCUAUUUAAAAUUCCUACAAAUCUCAAGAUAAAAAAGAAACUAUAUUAAAAAGGUCUUUAUAUUUACAA